CCCCCACCACGCCCAUGGCUGGACAACGCGACUUGAUGUCCAUCACGACGCAAUUUGCCUUGCAGAAUCCCUCGUCCCUCCAAUCGCCCCGAUUUCCCCCCCGCAGCCAUGUCCGAGUCCAGAUUGAGAGUCCCAGACAAAGUCAAGGAAGUCGCAAAAGAGGACUUUGACCAGUACAAGCAGCUGGCGUCAGACGCUGUCCGAUCGGCCGCUUAUCUCUAUCCUUUCAAGGGCAUCGCCUACUUCUUCACACAUCGAGCGCUAUGGAAACCUCUAGCUGCAAAGCUCCUCCCAACCGUCUCGCUCGGUCUGGGUGUCACUGUGAUGAUGUUUGCUGUCACCUAUGUUCCACAGGCUGCACUUCUCACCCUAUUCAACGGUCCUCUCGCCAUUGUCACCACUGUUCUGCUUGUUCUCAGCGAGUCGUCCACCAUAUUCUCUGUCUUGAGCAAGAACUUUCUCAUUGAUGAUGCCUUGAUUGACACCUUCGAUGGCACAAUGGUCUGCCGAAACCAAACUGCACUUGUAUCAAACGAGCGCCAGGUCAAGUCAGGAAGUGAUCCCAUUGGAAAGCUGGGCAAGCUGGUCAGCAAGCCAUUUGCAAGGUUCACGCCCAAGGCCAUCAUUCGCUACUUCAUGUACCUGCCUCUCAACUUCAUCCCCGUUGUUGGUACAUUGAUCUUUGUCAUGCUUCAAGGACGCAAGUUUGGUCCAACCGCACAUGCCAGGUACUUCCAGCUCAAGCAGAUGAAGAAGCAGGAGAAGGAGCGAUUCAUUGAGGAGCGCAAGGCUGCAUACACCAGCUUCGGCGUUCCUGCUGUCCUUCUCGAGCUCGUACCCGUUGUCGGCAUCUUCUUCUGCUUUACCAACACUGUCGGUGCUGCCCUCUGGGCUGCUGAUAUGGAACAGGGAGUACACCCCAGUGGAAGCAGUCAGGGAAGCACCACCGCUCCCAAGCUACGUCAGCAGGCUGAGAUUGCAAGGGAAAGGGAGUUGUGAGAGACAAACUAUGUCGCAGUAGUGUACUGGUAAUGAUGAUUAUGAUGAUCAACGGCGUUCGGAGGUUAUGUGCGCCAUGGAUCUGAUGGCCACUGCCAGUACCCUUAAUGGCCUCUGUAGGCGCAACGGACCUUGUGGGCUGGUUAUGAAUAUAUACAAAGGGGAAAAUACGGUUUAGCGGAGCCCAGCAUGUCUGGCGCUGUAGGUAGGAUGCCAACAUAAUUAUUAAUGUAAUCAAAUACGACAACACC
Messenger RNA from Bipolaris maydis ATCC 48331, 1250 nucleotides. RefSeq lists its product as uncharacterized. Gene Ontology annotation, cellular component: lipid droplet; ascospore wall; prospore membrane. The record is from RefSeq and is a predicted model, not a curated record. NCBI's taxonomy places the organism in Eukaryota, Fungi, Ascomycota, Dothideomycetes, Pleosporales, Pleosporaceae.